Molecule: messenger RNA, 1349 nt
Organism: Dromiciops gliroides (monito del monte)
Lineage: Eukaryota; Metazoa; Chordata; Mammalia; Microbiotheria; Microbiotheriidae
Gene: TMCO1
Product: transmembrane and coiled-coil domains 1
Exons: 7
Coding region: 166-732 (188 amino acids)
Biological process (GO): endoplasmic reticulum calcium ion homeostasis
Cellular component (GO): endoplasmic reticulum; endoplasmic reticulum membrane; cytoplasm
Molecular function (GO): calcium channel activity
Source: RefSeq, a predicted model, not a curated record
CCGGAAGCGGAAGUGGGUCCUCCAGCCUCUCGGGGUGUCGCCAUAAUCGCGCGGGUGGUCGCCGUCACCCGGAGAUCGCGUUCUGUCUGCCCCCUUUCCUGAGCCGCCGCAGGUGCUUCCACGCCCCCUGAGGGGGGGCCGGGAGAGCGGGAGCCGCGGCGCAGGAUGAGCACCAUGUUCGCCGACACGCUCCUCAUCGUUUUCAUCUCCGUGUGCACCGCGCUGCUGGCCGAGGGUAUAACUUGGGUGCUGGUUUACAGGACGGACAAGUAUAAGAGAUUAAAAGCUGAAGUGGAAAAGCAGAGCAAAAAGUUGGAAAAGAAGAAGGAAACAAUAACAGAAUCAGCUGGCCGUCAGCAAAAGAAGAAAAUAGAGAGGCAGGAGGAGAAACUGAAGAAUAAUAACAGGGAUCUGUCAAUGGUUCGAAUGAAAUCUAUGUUUGCAAUUGGCUUUUGUUUUACUGCCCUGAUGGGAAUGUUUAACUCCAUAUUUGAUGGUAGGGUGGUAGCAAAGCUUCCCUUCACUCCUCUUUCCUACAUCCAAGGAUUAUCUCAUCGAAAUCUGUUGGGGGAGGAUUAUACAGACUGUUCCUUCAUCUUCCUCUACAUCCUCUGUACCAUGUCUAUUAGACAGAACAUUCAGAAGAUGCUUGGCCUUGCUCCUUCUCGGGCUGCCACCAAGCAAGCAGGGGGCUUUCUGGGUCCCCCAACUCCAGCUGGAAAAUUCUCCUGAGACCAAGCCCAAAGCUUUUUCAUUCCUUUCCUACUUACUCAGACACUCAAACCAAACUGCUCCUCUUCCGUCCUGAGCAGCAGGCACCGUUAGCAGCAAAGGCCACUUCCCAGCUUUCUGAGCUAGUCUCAGGCUUCUGUACAUGAUUGGAAUGAGAACAGACAAGGUUAAUGAUUGUACUUGUCUGUCAGAGUUGAAAAUUUUAAAAUAUAUGUGUGUUGGUUAGAUAAGUUUAAGUGGUAUUUGUGUGGUUGAGAAACAAGGAAUCUUUCAUGUUAUGCUUGUCAUAUUCUAAGAGUAUUUUUGGUGUGGCCAGGUUAGAGUUCUGGGCUAGGCAUGAAGUCAUGGGGAGCUGAACUGAAAACAAUCAGUUAGAUCUAAGCACACUCAAAGAAAAAAUUUGGUUUAUGAAAAUUUUUUUUCCACAGCUAAAAUGUUAGGUGACUACCUAAUGAGAACCUAGUUUUGUGCCACUUCAUACAUAAGAUAAUCUUAUAGUCUAAUAAAUACACCUUGUUUUGGCAUGUUUAUGAAUGUAUGUCAUCUUUAAUAAUGAAAGCUUAAAACUGCAUAUAGUGGGAAUGGUGGUAUGAAAAAAAUAAAAGAAGUUGACUGGU